This is a messenger RNA of Trypanosoma brucei brucei TREU927, 1101 nucleotides long. RefSeq lists its product as hypothetical. The record is from RefSeq and is a predicted model, not a curated record. NCBI's taxonomy places the organism in Eukaryota, Euglenozoa, Kinetoplastea, Trypanosomatida, Trypanosomatidae. The transcript has a single exon. The coding region runs from base 1 to 1101 and encodes 366 amino acids.
AUGCGAUCCGGUCGCAAACUCGGUUGUUUUACUAAUCGCCUUCGUCUUCCUUUUUUCAGCCCAUGCUCACAGAUAACAGCGCUGACAGCGUCACAUCGUUGCAAGUCUUAUGUACUUAAGUUCUUGCGAGGUCAGUUGCCAGAAGACCUGAAAGAUGUCAAUGGCGCCCUCGGAUGUCUUUACGGCACGCUUCCUGAUGUGGAUGAGUUCGGACAGUUUGUAAUCUCCCCUGAUGUUGUAAACAGCUUCCAUCAGUUUGGUUAUGUGAAAAUGCCAAUACCGGUGCUCGAUCAUCAGCAGAUUGAUAAACUGGCGGACGAGGUGAACGAGUUGGCCAACAAUGUGGAGCACCACCCCAAGACGGAGAGAUUGUAUGCGACUUCCCUAGCGGAUUUAACUGGAGGGCCAUUAUUUUUUUGCCAGGGUCAGUGGCGUGCAGCGUGGGGAAUGCAUGACCUCAUUUACCUUCCCACUAUUACCGUAGCUGCUUCACAGAUCCUCAACAACUCGCUCGUUCGAUUGUGGUACGAUGAGGUUUUUAUGAAGGCGGCGAGAACGGGGCCAUGUGUUCCUUGGCAGCAAAAUUAUGCGCGUUGGCAACAUACAAAACCAGUCAACCACGUCACUGUCAUGAUUGCGCUCGACACAAUGAACAAAGAUCGUGGGGCUCCCUGCCUUGUGCCUGGUAGUCACCGCUGGAGGGAGGGCGGUUUACUUCCACCCGUCUCAUACGACCCAACAAAAGAUGAAGCGCACCAACUGAACACAAUAUGGGAAAUCAUUAAUGAAGAAGAGGGUGAAAUGCUCAUGGACACACCACCCGUUACGGUGGAUCUUCGUCGUGGUGAAGCUCUUCUCAUUCACCCACUGACGCUCUUCGCAACGCAUGGUAAUCGCUCAUUGGAUGCUGUGCGUUGCUGCUUUAUUCAUUACAUGGGUGAGAAAACAUACGCGGUCCAAAAUGGGCCGCUUCUUCCACAUACGACUAAAUUCCAGGCGGAUGCCAUGAUUCAGGGCCCAUUUUAUCCAGUUGUGUUUGAUCCGGCAAUGACUGAGGAAUUAACCAUGCUUCCCACAGCGCCAUCCGAAGAGGAGGCGUAA